Saccostrea cuccullata (small rock oyster) is the source of this 1201-nucleotide messenger RNA. RefSeq names its product zinc finger MYM-type protein 2-like. NCBI's taxonomy places the organism in Eukaryota, Metazoa, Mollusca, Bivalvia, Ostreida, Ostreidae. The record is from RefSeq and is a predicted model, not a curated record. Bases 1 to 1080 code for a protein of 359 amino acids. The transcript has 2 exons. Gene Ontology annotation, molecular function: DNA binding. Gene Ontology annotation, biological process: DNA integration; DNA recombination.
AUGAGAAAUAGACAAGAGAAAUAUGGAAAUAGGGGUGACCUUCAGAAAAUUAGUGGAGAAUUGCUGACCAUGAACCCUGAAAUGCUUAAUUAUUCUUUGGGGGCAUUCAUAACUGAAGUACGCAAAGAAAAUGGGGAAGAAUAUCGUGGUAACACCUUGUAUGAAAUUAUAAUAGCUAUACAACAUCAUCUACGAGAGAAUUCAAGGUACGUUACUCUUAUGGACGAUAUUGAAUUUGAAAGAAUGAGAAAAAUGCUAGACAAAAAAAUGAAGGAUCUGGCCUCAUCUGGAGUCGGAAUAGAGAGAAAACAAUCAGAGGUUAUAUCAGUGGCAAAUGAGAAUUACAUGUGGGAAAAGUGUAUACUUGGAACAGACACACCCGAAAAACUGAGAGACACUUUACUCUUUUUGCUUGGACUUAACUUUGCUCUUCGUGGAGGUGCCGAACAUUACAAUCUACGAUAUGGAGAAAAUUCACAGCUGAAACUAAGCAAAGAAAAAGAAUCUGGGCGGGAAUUCUUAGCAUAUACCGAGGAUAUCUCGAAAUGUAAUUCUGGUGGAAUAAACCAUAGGAAACUGAGAAGAAAGCAGACAAAGGCAUAUGAAAACUUGGAGAGACCAGACAGAUGUGUUGUUUCUGUAUUCAAGAAAUACAUUUCUUUAAGGCCAAAAACUGGAAAAGUCAACGCUUUGUAUUUACGCGCAAGGGCCAAGCCGUCAAACGAUGAGUGGUAUUGUGAUGUCCGAGUGGGAAUCAACACCUUGUCAAAGGUAGUGAAAAAUCUGUGUGCAAAAGCUGGUUUAGAUGGGCACUUCACAAACCACUCACUAAGAGCAACAGCUGCAACGAGGAUGUAUUCAGCAGAACUCCCUGAGCAACUCAUAUGCGAGAAGACCGGCCAUCGUUCCGAUGCUGUUCGGGAGUACAAGCGCACAAAUACUGUUCAACAGCAGGAAGCUAGUGAUGUUGUUCAACUUGGUUCAAAGAGGAAAUGUGAAAAUAUCCCUCACGGUGAUAUGUGUGAUUCUAAAUCAAUCAAAAUUAAGAAAGGAGAUAUUUCUGUGGAAAUUCCUUUAUAGUUUGAUGGAUAUCUAUAGUGUAUAUUGCUGGUUACAUUAUUGGAUUUACAAAAAUUGGAUUUAUAACUAUUAUUAUUUUGUGCUGUAGAAAUACAAUUUUCAACUCAACCUUCUCUUUUUA